This is a messenger RNA of Somion occarium, 933 nucleotides long. The record is from the annotation of a GenBank genome assembly. Lineage: Eukaryota; Fungi; Basidiomycota; Agaricomycetes; Polyporales; Cerrenaceae.
AGGGCCGGUUCCUCAUUUUUAUGGGCUUCAUCACGACUUACACAAAGACGAAAUUAUACCAUCCUCGAAAUUCCUAUCCGUCGAUUCCGCGCUAUGGUUGCCUGUGACUUGUUGUUUGGCCUUAUCACGCUCUUGUUGUCUCAUAUUCCAGUCCAGGCUUUGGUACUACCCGCCAACCAGCACCCGACAUUUAUAGGCAUACGUGACGAUGUGAGCCGUACAACGCGCGAUUUACCACGACUAGAAUCAGAGCUCUACUAUUACCACCUUCCACGAUCUGCUUUGGCCCUCCCCAAUGAUCGUCAAGAUUUGCGUAUACUCUCCAUUGAGCAAUCGUUAGGAUCAAGACAUCAGGACACGUCCGGAAGCGAUAAAAUACAUCCACCAAGCAAGUCGACGGCUGACGGCCGUAGCCUAACCAAUAGCCGUCGUCAACUCCCUACAUCCUCGUUGAACAAAGGGACAGCGGAUUUUCUGAAACGUCUGAAAUUUGGUCAAAGUUCACUGUCUAGUGGCGUUCAGGUACUUACGUUCGCACUGAAUCAGCAACAAGGCCAAUCAACCACGAAUAAACCGGGGACUCAGAAACAAAUUGCGCAGAAAUCUAAGCAAAGCCUACGGAAAGCGGCUGGAAGGGGACGAAAAUCUCAAAGACACGGUAGGCAAGGGUGAAAGUUUUGAGAACAGGAAUGGUGGUGGUAGCGACGUUUCGGAUAAUUUCAGCGAGCGCAUGUGAAGCAGAGCUGCUGUAUUCGGCUGAUGGGCUUGGACCACGGAGCGAUUCGUAGAGAAACAAGUUUCAUACCGGUAGUGACGAUCUUAUGAGCAUGGACGGUGCUCAUUUUGUUGUGUGUGCCGUUUACGAUGGCGGAGGGCUUUACCCUCUGUACACCGCGGUUUCUUCGAUUACAUUCCAAAUAGUCGUUCUGCCGA